CAAACCAAAUGAGUGGAUUUACAUGUGCUGUUCUUACGGCGUGUUGGGUUGUGCAGUCUUUCCCAGGAUGUGAAGUUAAGCAGGGUUUUCGUUAUGCCGAACGCCUCAUGAGGAUCCUGGAGGGAAUGUAAACUGGAUCUGAGAGAGACGCCCCAGUUUUACAUCUCAUGUUGCGAUGAAGUGUCUCUUGGAUGUACAGAGAAAAGUUGGCAGUCUGGCUAUGGUGUCAGGAACGUAGUGAUUUAGAUAUGUCUGAAUGCGAAGUUUGAAAGCUGCAGAGAAAUACUUUUCCACACUGGAACGGUUUGCGUAAAAGGCGCAAAACGCGGAACUUGAAAGCGGAAUUAUGGAUCAUUUAUCCUAACAAAAUCUGUUUGUAGCAGUCUACAACUAACGUUACUCUACUGAAGACUGAUGGAAGUUGACAGCCGCGUCGAAAACCAGCUUUAUUCAAGUCCGAGGGAUUUUGUUAAACCAAUGAGUUUAGUCAUGGACGAUCACGGAUCUCUGCCCCAUCCACGGAGCUCUGGUCUGAGGGUGUCAACCAAAAGCAGAGCACCAUCCCCGCCAGGACUAAAGAAGCUGGAUUCCCCAGGUUUCUCUCAGUGGUAUCCAGGAAACCCUCAUUUAACCAUGGACCAGAAGGAGAAUCUUAUUGAUAAAGAGCUCUCCCUGGUUGUGGUUCUGCCUGGUGGAGAAGAAAAGAUGACCACAGUCCCUGGAAGCAAACCUCUAAUGGAUUUAUUAGUGACGCUUUGUGCAAAGUAUCACUUGAACCCAUCGAGCCACACCUUAGAACUGGUCACCGCUAACAGAAAGAACACCAAACUGAAGCCCAAUGCACUCAUAGGAACUCUGGAUGCGGAGAAGAUCAUACUAAAACCCAAAGGAGAAGAUAAAAAUAAGAAGAUUAGUCCCCAGAUGCCCAAGGCAACCGUUCGAAUGGUGAUAAACUACAAAAACACCCAGAAAACUAUACUACGAGUCGACCCCCGAGUGCCCCUGGCUGAACACUUACCAGCCAUCUGUGAGAAAUGUGAAUUUGACAUUGAGACUACAGUUCUAUUGAGAGAUGUCCAAUCACUGGCCCCUUUGGACCUGUCCAGCUCUCUGAAUGAUUAUGCAAUAAGGGAGGUCUAUGCAAAAGACACUAAAAGACAACCUGCUUCUCCAGUGUGUCCAGCUUCACCGACCCAUGCAGGAACAAUCUCACCAGGAAAAAAUAAAAAUCAGAAGGAAGAAGAAAACAAAGGCCUCUUCAGCAAGUUUAGGAAAAGCAAGAAAAAAUCUGACCAGGCAAUGACAGCCAGUGCCCCAGCUUCUCCUGUGCUUGUGAGCAAACCUCGACCACUCAGCAUGGCCUUGCCGAGCUCAAAUUCUUCUCCGCUCAGCUCCCCUACGAUACUCGCCGAUGUGCCAAAGAAAAGACGUGCACCCCAACCCCCCAUCCUCGUGUCUCAGAGCUGCUCCUUGGACCUCGGCACUCGCCGGAGACUCCACUCUGAACCUAGUGCUCAAAUGGACAGUGACCUGAUGGCUGGUUUAAGUCGUGGGUCCUCAGCAGAGUCUUCACUGAAGAGAACCAAACGGAAAGCUCCUCCACCCCCCUUGUCCCCUAGUGCUGCUGUCCAAGAAACGGUUCCUCUAGAUGAAAAUGUGCAAGGGGGUUCAGCUGCUAACACACUGGAGGAGAUCAUGGAGCAAGAGGAGUCCACUGCCUCUGUAAUGUCUGCAACUGCUAGUAAUACGCAGGGAGAGGACGGCAGCCUCAAAGCGUCAGCUGAUGUUUCACUGCAGUCCCCAUCCCCAAAUACUGAAGCACUGAGCACAAUGUCCGUCGAGGGCAGUGGGGAAGAUCAGUCUUGUGAUCUGUCCUCAGAUGGCAAUCAACUGCAGAGCACAGUGAACAAUUCUGCAGCUCUGAGUGAUGUCAGGAUCACUGAUGGCACAGGGUCAACCGAACUGGCAGAUAGUGAUAUUCCAUGUGAAGUUGAAAAUGUUAGCAAACAGCCCACCUGUGAAGACUCUACACCUGAAAGUGUUAAAGGUGAUUGCAGCACUGUACCCAGCAGCCUCCCUGUGCCUGUGAUGCAGGAUGUGGAAACGCAGGCCUCUGUCAACGCAAACACUGAAACCCUGUGGGAACAGACUGACAGGUUGGAGAGCCCCGUAGCCACCAGCACAUCACGCCCCACUGGAGAGGAUGCUCAAGUGCAAACAGAUGUCACACCACUACCUGUGCCUCCACAACAGCCUGUGGACAAAGGUCCUCCGUCACCUAAUGCUCCUGCUUUUGAAUCAGCAGGGAAGAAAGAUAUGGCUACUUCGACUGAGGAACUGGACCCGCCUGACCUCAAACAUGCCUUAUCCCACACCUCUGAGACCUCAUCAUGCCAAGACUCAACACCAAGUGCCCCCGCCACGACAAAGGCACAGUCUAUUUAUGCUACAAACUCUGAGCCAAAGCCCAAGCCUUCCAACGAGCUGACAAGGGACUACAUCCCCAAAGUGGGGAUGACGACGUAUACCAUCGUGCCUCAGAAAUCUCUGGAGAAGCUUAGAUAUUUUGAAGUUGCACUGACACUGGAGACGCCUCACGGAGCUCCAGAAGAGGGACUUAAUAUUGAUUCUCUUCAGCUGGAGGAUAGCACAGCAGCGAGAGAGCAGACAGACGUCUCAAAGGAUAAAAGUGAGCUGCACUCUACUGCACCCAGGGAAGACUUUCUGACUAGCACUGUGACUACUGCUACCCAAGACACUGUUAACGGAAGUAUACCUGAAUCCAUUCAUUCCUCAUCACCAACACAUUUACCUAAAGCUGAUGUCAAGACCUCAUCCUUGGCUGAUCAGGCAUCUCAAGCAGGUUCACCAGUCAAGGUCAAGGAGGUGAAAAUUCCACCCGCAACUAAACCUAAGCCUGGUUCUUUCCGCUUGGCGCAGCACAAAAAAACACCUGGGUAUUAUGUAACGUCAGCAGCGGAAAAGAGUCUCACUGGCAGUCCUGCCUCUGGCCAGAGGGAGGCUCAAGCAAGUGCAGAGAGAGCACAGUUGCCACUCCCUCCUCCUCCUCCUCCUCCACCUCCCGUGUCAUGUCAAAAGGACACAGCAGGGGCCGCUAAUGUUGAGCUGAGUCCCACAGGGAAAAACACAGCCAUUAUGGGAAUCACUAGGCAAAGUAGUUUGCCAUCUAAAGAGCCAAGCUUAGGGUUAAGUUUGGAAAAAUUAAGGAGCUUUGCAGCUCCUAGGCCCUACUCUCCUGCAACCCCAUCACGCUUUGCUCAGGCAGUGUCCUCGGCUGUGAAAAGAAGCCAGUCCUUACCCCAUGGGCCAAAGUCUGCUUGUUUGCCGCUUUCAGCACCCGUCUCCCCAGUUACAAGUCACCCAUCAGUCCCAGAGUCAAAAGGACUGUCUAAGCUCAAGGAUGGUGAAAAGGUGGAUGGUGACAAAAGCUCCACUCUGCAGGGCGUAGAGGGUGAAGCACCAUGCGUAAGUGGGAUUGUUCUCAUGGAGGAAGAGAGCUGUCCAUAGCAGUGCCUUAAUUCUUCUGAAAACAUAUCUACUGUGGAGUUUAUCCUGUCUGCUUUGAGUUCUCUAGAACCCUUAAAUCCCAGGACACGGAAGCAGAAACUGUCUUUUGGUUUACCUCUUUUGGUAGUCUCCGACAAUGUACAUAAAAUUAUGUAUGAUGAUGAUUAAUAAUUGCUGUAUUUCAGUUUAUUUUCUCAUAUGUCAAGUAAUAUCCCUGGCUGAACUGCAUAUUUUAAUGCUUCUCUUUUCUUUUGUGUGAUGACUAUCUUGCAUUUAAUGCAUUACUGUCGUGUGUGAACAAAACCAUUAAAUGAAAACAAUUCUAUAAAUUAUUAGACUUUUUAAUGUUAUUGGGUUUAUAAAUAAUACUGGAUGCGUAGGACAGACCAGGUCUGACCUAUGGUACUCAAAUGGUCCUCAGAUUAUAUAUCAAAUAUAUAUUUAAGUAUUACAGAGUUUUGAUUAAUGCAACAAAAAUACACUGAUGUGCACAGUACACCUGUUGUUCUUGUCAAGCAGUGUUGUCAUGAAUAAAGCUUUUAUCAUUUCAA
Scatophagus argus is the source of this 4079-nucleotide messenger RNA. RefSeq names its product cordon-bleu WH2 repeat protein-like 1b (gene cobll1b). The transcript is spliced from 14 exons. Lineage: Eukaryota; Metazoa; Chordata; Actinopteri; Scatophagidae. Gene Ontology annotation, molecular function: actin monomer binding. The record is from RefSeq and is a predicted model, not a curated record. The coding region runs from base 415 to 3528 and encodes 1037 amino acids.